AUGGCCUUCACCAGGCAUUUUCCUCAUAGUGGCUUUAUCUAUGAUCCAGUUAUGCAGCCAACAAAACCAAUUCAGAACAUUUACCAAUUAGAUAGUUCACGUUUUCAAAAAAUACCAAAAGGAAGAUUUGAUACCACUUAUCGUUCAGAAUUUAGCAAUAGACAACGUUAUCCUAACCGGGAGAAUUAUCCAACAAAACAGUUUACCAAUGUAAUGAACCAAUAUCCGGUUUUACCUCCAAUACAGACCGGAAGAUCAGAAACAAAUCGAGAUCAACAACAACAAUCAUCGCGACUAAACGAUCAAGAGGUACCGAGUAAUUAUUCUAAUACUAAUGGUCAACCGGAUGUACCACCGCUUAAUUUAUCAGAACAAAACUAUAAUCAAAAUGAGCCACAACAAGAUCAAUAUCAAAUGGAUAAUAAUAAUAAUAAUAAUUACAACUUUCAGCAAAGAUCAUCAUCAAUCGAUAAUUAUUUAUCAACUGAACCAAUCCUCUUAACGGAGUUUGAAGAACAUCAACUAUCAAAUGAAAUACGAAGUCAACUUGGGCCACAAGCUGUUGAUCGAUUAAAAAUUCUUUAUCACGAGUUAUCCAGUUUCGAUCCCAAUGUUACUGGCUAUGUACAUUACUCUCAAAUCAAAUUGACGUCAAAUAGACUCGGACUAUUUUUAUCUGAUGAUACAUUACGUUUUGCUUUGUGCAAAUUUGUUUCACCAAAUCAACCACGAGGUUUUGUUAAUUAUGAAGAUAUGAUCCGAUAUUUUGCAAGAUGUUUAUCAUCUCUAGCACCAAAUCAAUAUGGACAAAACCGUUACUCACCACAACAACAACAACAACAACAACAACAACAACAGUCGUACAACAACAAUUAUGGAAGGUAUAGUCCACAAAAAAAUCAAAAUACGAGUAGUGUUGUCAGUAAUAAUAAAUAUGAAAGUUUCGAAGAAAAAUUCGAUCCUGAUGAACGACAAAUACGAGUUUUAUUAAAACAAAAUAUCAAACAGUUUGAAAUAGAUGGAGCUAUUGAUUUUCAAAAGUUACUUCGAGAACUUAGUUUAACGGAUCGUGCUCAAAGUGGUGUGUUAAAUCGUCAACAGAUCGAAGAAGUUAUCUAUAAAACUCGUAUACCAAUGCAACGUUCAUUAAUAUAUGCAAUAUUAGAAAAACAUUGUAAAGCGUAUGGUGGAUUAUAUAAAUGGCAAAAUUUUGUCUGGUAUCUUCAACAACAGAUACAAGAUGUUAAACAAAAUAAAAUUACUCCAAGAUAUGAACAAAAUGAUAUUAAUCGACAAAUUUAUGAUCGUAGUAGUCAAUUAGAUUCAUUAAGAAAUGAAUUUAAUGAACAUGAUCGUCUAAGACAAAUUGAACGACAAAUUGCAAAUUUGGAACAAAUGAGAUGGGAAACAAAACAACGAAUUCAAUCGGCUGAUCAUGAUGGUCGAACCUCAAAUUCUUGGUUUAUGCGAUUUAUGCGUUUAGCCAAUGCAAUGUACACUCAUCGAACAAAUUCAAAUACCGGCUUGGACUUCUUAUUACCAAAAGAAGAGGCAAGACGUUUAAUACUGGCUUAUAAUGUUGUUUAUGAUUUAAAACUUGAAGAUAUAGAAAUAAAUAAUGCGAUACAAUCUUGCACGAGAGCAGGACAUGUUGUAAUUGACGAUUUAUUAAAAGUAUUAUCAAAAGUUAAUUGA
Messenger RNA from Didymodactylos carnosus, 1695 nucleotides. The record is from the annotation of a GenBank genome assembly. NCBI's taxonomy places the organism in Eukaryota, Metazoa, Rotifera, Eurotatoria, Philodinida, Philodinidae.